This is a messenger RNA of Brienomyrus brachyistius, 1965 nucleotides long. Its product is annotated as MAM and LDL-receptor class A domain-containing protein 1-like. NCBI's taxonomy places the organism in Eukaryota, Metazoa, Chordata, Actinopteri, Osteoglossiformes, Mormyridae. The transcript is spliced from 10 exons. The record is from RefSeq and is a predicted model, not a curated record. Bases 153 to 1448 code for a protein of 431 amino acids. Gene Ontology annotation, cellular component: membrane.
GUUCAUCAGGUGGUGCUGGAGGCGUCUGUAGGUGGUUGGGCGGGAGACGUUGCUCUGGAUGACAUCACUCUUACCCCUGGAGCUUGCCGUCACUCCGUGCUGAUCCGCGGCUUUGGGACCACAAUCAUCUCAUCCUAAUUCCUCUGGUCUACAUGCAUCCAACGGACCCAGGACCCCCAGACCUGUGUGACUUUGAGGACAGUGACUGUGACUGGACCUCGGAGAGCUGGGUGCGGCGUUCUGGUGGUGGUCCCAGUAGGGAGCCAGGAUCCGAUCACACCACUGACACGCCCCAUGGACAUUACUUUUACCUGGGCUCCUCAAGCUCCCAGCCCCCUGGUCACAUGGCCUCACUGGUCUCCCCAGAAUUCGCUGCGGGAACAGGUGACUGUCUACAGGUCUGGUACCACAUGGAUGGGGACAGCAUAAGUACCCUAAACGUGUAUCAGCAGAGCGAGGAUGGCGGACGCAAACUUGUUUUUUCAAAGACUGGCAGCCAGGGGGAGCUGUGGAGGCUUGGCAAUGUCAGGCUGGAUCCUAUGGAGGGGUCUGCAUUCCGGAUUGUGGUAGAGGGAGUCCGGGGGACAGGAGUAUCUGGGGGCGUCGCCAUUGACGACGUGCUGCUGUCUAAUGGAGCCUGCCCACCCCCUGGAGUCUGCGACUUCCAGGGCAGUCUGUGCGGGUGGACCAACGUUGAGGCAGGCGACCAAGCCGAUUGGCUACGCGGGCGAGGGAGCUCCCCUCUUCCCAGCACGGGGCCCCGCGUGGACCACACCAUGGGCUCCAGCCAAGGCUACUAUGUGUAUGUGGACAGCGCAGUGGGACAGAAGGGUGACAAGGCCAUGUUGUACAGCGAGGUCUUCCAACCAACCCAGGGAGACGGCUGCUUGAGCUUCUGGUACCACAGGCAUGGUCAGAACAUCGGCAACCUCAGCCUCUACAGCGGCACCAGCACUCUCGACAAAACCAGGAACCCCUUUGGCGAUGACGAGAAGGACCUGCUGCUGUGGACAGAGGCCACCAGCCAAGGGGACACCUGGAUAGAGGCCACUGUGGCGGUCAGCAACAUGGAGCCAUUUUGGUUUGUUUUUGUAUACGAGAGAGGGGAGGGUGGGCCGGGACACCUGGCUCUGGAUGACAUCCAGCUCAUCAAAGGAAGAUGCUCCAGCAUCAAUUCCUCCCUGUCUUCUCCAGCUGCAGUUUACGUCGGCGUGGGUUUGGGUCUCGUGCUUUCUGUUGCACUAGGGGUCAUCGCUAGCGUGGUCUUACUGCAGAGGAGUUUGUCCACCAUGAUACCCAGUGUGGGAGACCGUGACGUGGACAACAUCAUCUUCCACAUGCAUGACUGCAAACUAGAUGAACUGGAGACCACAGGUUCCUCUGAGAAGCUGACAAAUACGUCCCCCGCUGUUGACAUGGACACCGAACCAUCGUCAUCGGAAGCCUAGCAGGAAAAACCGAUCAACACUGAUGACUUUUUUAAAGCUAGAUAAAAGUUUGCUGAUUUGAAUGGGACCCUCCAAGCAUGACCUCGGAUAUCUAGCGGAAAGAUUUCCAGGUCAAAGCAUUUUUUAUUUAAGAUCCCUUUAUCCAAAUCUUUUUCAAAAUUUACCGGGUAUUUCAGCGUUUCAUCCUAGUUUGUUUUUGAUGAGUUUCAGCCAGUGAGGGUUUACAAUUGUUUCAGGUAAUGAAAUAUUCCUGAAAGCCUCUGUACCAGCAGGUGCAAUGCCAGAUAUAGGGGGCUGAUAAAACCAUACAUUGUACGUGUUUUGUCCAUAUUCACUUCAGCAUUUGAUGGGUUUGUCAUUUCUCACUGCAAUUUGUGAAAGUAUGGAGUCUGGUCACAGUCAGACACUGGUACGGAGAUCAGUGAUGGAUGAAAGUGUUGGAUGUAAUGAGAAGUUCCACAAUGUGGUCGACAUGUCAAUGCCCUCCAUACAUGUAAUAUGAACUAUGAGCAAUAAA